AUGGCUUCAGCAGGAGCAUGGCCAGUGCUGGGAACGGAUGUGACCAUGAACCCCGGUGCCUCCUUGUCUACUUUCACGGCAGUGCCCUUCCCUCCACCCACUCCUGGCGCCCAGCACCGGCCACCCUGGCAGCAGCACCUGCCACGUCCCCUCACCCCAGCAUUCCCUCCUGGCAGCAGCCUGCUGCUGCCAGCUUUCCCCAGGACGCCUUUGGUGGCUAAUGGUGGCCGUGGCCCCAGUGCCCCUGGGGCUUGCAACCUCACUGUCCAAGUCAGGUCACAAGGGAGGACAGUGGAGGCCCCCCAGACUCAGACCUUUGUCGUUACUCAGGCCCCCCUCAACUGGAGCACUCCAGGGGCCCUCAGCAGGAGUGCUGCAUGUCCUGCACCCGAAUUCAUAGCAACCCCUGUGAUGGGGACCGUUGUGACUGCUCCAGCUGUUGGAGUUAGUCAGGCUGGCAAGGGAGGCUGGACCCCAGGCUUUCCUCCUCAAGCGCCACCACCAGCUGCCCAGCUGGCCCCUAUCAUUCGCCCAGUGAACUCUGGGCCAUGGCCACAUGGCACUUCCAGGGAGGGCCGCCUGGCCACCAACCAGCCCAACGCCUCGCAGGAUGGCUCCUCUAACACCCAGAGAGAGUACAGUAACUUCCGACGUUGGCAGCGCUUCAAGCCCCUGGCCCGGAGACACUUUCACCUGAGUCCUGAUGCAGAAGCUUUUUCCUGCUUUCUCAUCCCAGUGCUUCGAUCCCUGGCCCGCCUGAAGCCCACCAUGAUGCAGGAGGAGGGACUGUGGAGGGCCGUGCAGGAAUGGCGGCGCUUGAGCAACCUUGACCGGAUGAUCUACUACGAGAGGGCGGAAAAGUUCAUGGAAUUUGCGGCCGAGGAGGAGACGCACAUUCAGCAUUUGCACUGGAUGCAGUGCGCGCAGGACCUGCCUCCUCCAGCCCCACCGAAGCUGGAUCCUCGGGGCCCCCCAGCCCCGAAACCACACAGAUCCCAGUGGCCCCCGGAGCCCAAGGCGCCCAAGGAGAUUCCCCCUGAGACUGUGAGGGAGUAUGUGGACAGGAUGGAGGCGCUGGUGGGGCACAUCCACUCAGCCACAGGCAAGUCACAUGCAGAAUGUGGAAAGGACGGAAAUGAGCUGAAGCAGGAAGAGGACGACACCUACUUGGACCCGUGUCUCUUGAGCUACACUGACGAGCUGCGUUCCCGGGAACACUCUGUCACCAAGGUGGAGGCAGUCAUUCAUCCUCGAUUCCCGGCAGAAUUGUUUUCCCCGGACCCACAGCUGGAUGUCUUGGCCCUUGCUGAGGAGCUGGAGCAGGAGGAAGGACUCACCUCCUACCAACUGGUGCAGAAACGACUCCUGGACUUGAAAGAGGACGAGGGUGGGCCGGCAGCCCCGAGCCACAGUGCACCCGGAAUGGGCUCAAGUCCAUCUGAGUCCCACGCCGGCCAAGGUGCCCAGAGGCACGACCAAGACCGCCAUCGAGGGGUCAGUGAUGAAGCCUGCCCACCAGAGAUUGAUGUUGAGGCUCUUCAUAGGCCCAUCCGAACAGACACUGGCCCGUUCGUGCUCAGAGUCUUUGUUCCCUGUCGAGGACGUCAGGAGGUCUCUCCAUUCCAGGCCGGACGGCCCUCCCCUCCCCAGGGUCAAAAGCGCACUGGCCCUCUACUGGGACCCAGGGAUGCGUCUGUUCUCAGAGAGGCUUCUCCUGUUCCGGAGGCCCGAGGGCCCAGGGACGCGUCCAGUGAGAACGAGGAGGCGAUCCCCAGCCUGGCCUCCCUCUUGGCCUCUCCGCAGAGCCUGCCGCCUUGCGGUCUGUCCCAGAGUCCUGCCCCUGCCUCAGGCCUGGCCUCCCCUGGAGCUUGCUCACAGGAGCAGCAGGGGUGGGGGAGAGGUGUCUGCGGCCCCAGAUCUGGGUGGGAGCUGGGAUCCAUGCUGAGGAGUGUGGAGGCCUCAGUCACCGUCCUGCGGUUGCCGGCAGAGACUUCGAAUCAUCAGAGCAGGGGAAAUGACCCGCUCAUAAGGGCCCGCUGGGGUGGCAGCAUCAUCCCCACAGCUCGGUGGGGCAGCCCCACUCCUUCAGCUUGGUGGGGUGCCACCCACACUGCAGCUCUCUGUAGGGCCUCCACCUACACCAUGACUCUCUGUGAGGGCGACAAUCUCACACUUUGA
Messenger RNA from Balaenoptera ricei (Rice's whale), 2178 nucleotides. RefSeq names its product NUT family member 2G-like. NCBI's taxonomy places the organism in Eukaryota, Metazoa, Chordata, Mammalia, Artiodactyla, Balaenopteridae. The coding region runs from base 1 to 2178 and encodes 725 amino acids. The record is from RefSeq and is a predicted model, not a curated record. The transcript has 9 exons.